CUCUACAGGAACAUGUUUCUGGAAGGAAUUUACAUAUGAUCGAGUUUUACAUCAUCAAAAAACUGGUUAUAGUGUAUGGGUUUAAGGUGUUCUGCUUCAAAACUUCAUUCUGCUUUUAAGACCAAGGUGACUUAAAAUGAAGUUUACAUGUAUAGCAAUAGUGUUUAUCUGCUAAACAUUAGAGAGACUGUUAUCAAUUAUUCCUCAACCCUUCCUUCCCUACUGGCGACCAGUCACUUGCAGCUUUGUGAAGAUAUGCAGACAGAAACUUGUAUGAGUUCAGGUGGAGGGACAUCAGACUCUGUAGGACACAUCAGCCCUGAGGACCAACAGAAUGGAGAAUUCCAGAAGAAACCUAUUAAAGAGGAAGAACCUGAAGAUGAAGAAUAUUUCUUGCAACUAAAUUUAACUGAUGGAACUUUAGAUGGAGGUACGUCAACCUUUUUGGGACACUUCACCCCUGUGGACAAACAGAAAGAAGGAUUUCAGGAGACGCAUCUAAAACAGGAAGAACCUGAAGAUGAUGACUACCUCUACUGUGAGGACUGCAGCUCAUUCUUCAUCAACAAGUGUGAGAUUCAUGGACUGGCUGUCUUCAUCUCUGAUAGCCAUGUUUCCAUGGGGGUUCCAGACCGAGCCAGACAAACCCUUCCACCUGGCCUGGAAGUGCAGAAAUCUGAUAUUCCCGGGGCAGGCCUGGGAGUGAUUAAUAAGGGAGAGAUUGUUCCAGUAGGUUCCCACUUUGGCCCCUAUCAAGGAGACUUGGUAGACCAAGAGGAAGCCAUGAACAGUGACUACUCUUGGGUGAUCUGCAAACAUGGCCAGUGUGAGGAAUACAUCGAUGCCAAGAGAGAGAUAUGUGCAAACUGGAUGAGAUAUGUGAAUUGUGCUCGUAAUGAUGAAGAGCAGAAUCUUGUGGCAUUCCAGUAUCGAGGGCAGAUUUUUUACCGUUGCUGUCAACCUAUCGAACCAGGACAGGAGCUCUUGGUGUGGUAUGAAGAGAAAUACGCUAAGGAUCUCAGCAUUGCAUUUGAAUACAUCUGGAACAAAAAGUGCUCCAAUAUCGAAAUGAAAGGCCCAAUGAUGGAAGCUGUCUCCUGCUCCUUCUGUCCACUGUCCUAUACAUCUCAAAUUUACCUUUACAAACACAUCAGACGAUUGCACUGUAAAGAAUAUGAGAGACUGCUGCAACACAAUAUUAACUGUGAAAAAAUUAUACCCACAAGAAGCACCUGUAGUCAGCAAAAGUUCCCUGAGACUCUUCAAACUAACACCACUCCUGGGAAAAUGCAGAAAGGAACUGAUCACACCUCAAAUUGCAAGGAAAGUUUUGCUCAACACCUCAAACUGCCCCGGCACAUUCACCCGAGAGAGAAGCCAUUUUACUGCUCGCAUUGUGGAAAGAAUUUUACUAGGAAGGAUAAUCUCCAAACGCAUAUGCGCAUUCACACGGGUCAGGUGUUCUACUGCUCACAGUGUGGAAAGAGUUUUAUCCGAGAGAGUCAUCUUCAACUACACGAGCGCAUUCACACAGGAGAGAAGCCAUAUCAGUGCUCAGAGUGUGGGAAGAGUUUUAAUCAAAUGAGCGCUUUUAAAAGACACCAGCGCACUCACACAGGAGAGAAGCCGUAUCAGUGCUCGCAAUGUGGGAAGAGUUUUAGUCAGCUGGGUAAUCUCCAAACACACCAGCGCAUUCAUACAGGAGAGAAGCCAUUUCAUUGCACAGAGUGUGGGAAGAGUUUUAGUCUACUCAAUACUCUCCAGUUACACCAGCGAAUUCACACAGGAGAGAAACCAUAUUACUGCUCAGACUGUGGGAGGAGUUUUAAUCAAGUCAGUGCUUAUAAACGACACCACCGCAUUCACACAAGAGAGAAGUCCUAUCACUGCUCUCAUUGCGGGAAGGGUUUUAGUGACGGAGGUAAAUUCAAGGGACAUCAGUACAUUCACACAGAUGAGAGGCUUACGAUGAUGGAUGCUUUGCAAACAUACCAGACCAAGCUUUGUGAGUGUGUGCAUACAGAGGCUUGUAUAAUUGCAGGUGAUAGCAUAUCAAGCUUUGCAAAGCACAUCAACCCUGUGGACCAAAUGAAUGGAGGACUCCAGAAGAAGCCUCUAAAGGAGGAAGAACCUGAAAAUGAUGAAUACCUCUGUAAGACAAAUGGUGGCACAUCGGUUUCUGUGGUUCACGGCACUCCUAUGGAACAGCAGAAUGGAGAAUUCCAGAAGACGCUUAUAAAAGAGGAAGGACCUGAUGAUGAUUAUCUGUACUGUGAGGUCUGCAAAUCCUUCUGUAUUAACCAGUGUGAAGUUCAUGGUCCUCAGCUCAAAUCACACCAUAUAGAAGAGAAGCCAUAUAACUGCUCACACUGUGGGAAGAGCUUUUCUACACGGAGGGAUGUGAAGGUCCAUGAGCGCAUUCACACAGGAGAGAAGCUGUAUCACUGCUCACAGUGUGGGAAGAGGUUUGUCCACCAAAGUAGUCUGAGAUCACAUAAGCGCAUUCACACCGGAGAAAAGCCGUAUCAGUGCUCACAUUGUGGGAAGAGUUUUGGUCAUAAAGACACGCUCAAGAAACACCUGCACGUUCACACAGGAGAAAAGCCGUAUCAGUGCUCACAGUGUGGGAAGAGUUUUAGCGACAGAGGGACUUUCCGAUCACACCAAUACAUCCACACAGGAGAGAAACCGUAUGAAUGCACAGAGUGCGGUAAGAUUUUUACUCGCCAAAGUUCUCUCCAACAACACCAGCGCGUUCACACAGGAGAGAAGCCGUAUUACUGCUCAAAGUGUGGGAAAAGUUUUAGUCAACAUGGUACCCUCCAGCAGCACCAGCACACUCACACAGAAGAGAAACCAUAUCAGUGCUCACAAUGUCGGAAAAGCUUUAACAGGCAGAGAAAUCUCCAAUCGCAUAUGCGCAUUCACACGGGAGAGAAGCCAUAUCGCUGCUCGCAGUGUGGGAAGAGUUUUAGUCACCAUUGUACUCUAAAACGACACCAGCGCAUUCACUCAGGAGAGAAGCCGUAUCGGUGUUCACACUGCGGGAAAAGUUUUACUCAACACGGUACUCUACAAUCACAUACAAGCAUUCACACAGGAGAAAAGCUCCAUCACUGUUCACAGUGUGGCAAAACAUUUAACCGACAGAGUUCCCUCCAAAUACACCAGCGCAUUCACACGGGAGAGAAGCCUUAUCAGUGCUCGCAAUGCGGGAAGAGUUUUAAUCAAAAUGGCACUCUCAAACAACACCUGCGCAUUCACACUGGAGAGAGGCCGUAUUACUGCUCACAGUGUGGGAAGACUUUUAGUCAGCAGAGUACGCUCCACCAACACCAGCGCAUUCACACUAAGAAGAACCUAUAUCAGGAUACGGCAUGGGAAGGGCUUUAAUGAAGCGUGCCCUUCAACAACAUUAGCACGUUCAAACAGGAGAAGUCGUCGUUUCACUGCUCAGAUGUAAAUGCUCCUAAUUAACUUGGGGUGUGAUAUUGUUUUGAUAUUGUCUUAAACAUACAGCUGUGUGUCAUCAGCAUAGCAGUGGAAGCUAAGAUAAAGACCAUUUUGUCUGGGCUUGGGACCGGCACUAAGAGUGCACUAGCUUGUGCAACCCAGUGCCUGGGUUUGGUGCCCAGCAUGGGGCUCAAACCUACGAUCCUGAGAUUAAGAGAUGUAUAAUUAUAUAAAAUUAAUUUAUUAUAUUAAUAUCCAUAUUUUAAAAAAAACCAAAAAAAACAAAAAACACUUGUUCUAGAACAGGCCUUUGUGGAACAACAAAGUUUACCAUACUAACUUAUUUUACUUACCGCUAGCAAGGCAUGCAGAAUGUGGUCAUCCAGCAGAAGAUGCUUUUCUUGUCAUCCCUUAAGUAGUAUUUUAGAGAACAGUAAAAAUGCUAGAUGUUUUUAAACCCAGAUUUAAAAUUUUCUUGUUUAACUUGCCAUAUUCAUCGUUUUUUAUUCUUUUAUCUCAUCUUAAAUAUACUUUUCAUUGAUUCUAAAUAAUUUGCAUAGAUUUAUAAUGAAUUCAUGUUACUUCAUCUCAAACCCAGAGGCUUGAUUGGCAUUCUUUCCUUGGGCCCAUGUGGUUGUGUUCUUUUUUAGGAUGUUACGGCAGUCUAGGUUGGACUGCAACAUGAAUGAGAGACUGGAUCCCUCUGUCGUCAGAUGCAAACACUGAACACUCAAUAUCAACUGUCAGUGAGAUUUUAUUGACAAAGGUGUACUCUCACUUUCAAUUGCAACCGUGGGAUGGGACGUGCUUCACGGACGAGUAUACGCCAAAAUAAUUUUUUGGAUAACUCCUUUUAAAAAUCACAAAAUAAGGUUUUCUCUAAGUAAUUUAAAAGAAAAACUAGUCCUUCAGAAAGACUGCAAGCUACUGCAACAGGUCUACUCAAGAGAAGAGAGGCUAUUUGGUUUGACACUUCUGGUGACAUCUGAAAGGUGACAGUUUCCCACACUGCGACAGAACAAAGUGGUAAAUGAUAGCUCUGGUGAGAAAAUUUGAUAGACAACUUGGUGUAAAAGUGUGGAAUGUCUUAGUAUGCUGCCAAUAAUCACACUGGACCCAGGGUUUAAUAUUUUAUUGGGUUUGACAAGUCAGAAAAUCCAAACGAGGCAGAGAAACAUCUUACUGCUAAAUGUGCCCCAAGGUUCAGUUCACCUGGCCAGCCUGGGGUUACAUCAGACCAGCUUCAUAAGACACUGGUGUGGUGUAAGUAUUUUAUUGUCCAGCAGAUGUGAGAAUAGAGUUGUGAGUCGAGUGUUACUAUUUCAGACGCUUUGUUCUGCAAAUCACUGAAUAAGUGCAUUUUAAUCAGCUCCCUAGGUCGUGAAUCAGUACAUGGUGUACAAGAGUUCGGGCACUGGUAAGGACUCUGGCUCACUACACAUUGGUGUAGACACUGAUGACUCAAUUUCCUACAACAUGACUAUGUAUUCACUUUGUAAAACUUCACCACUUGCAUUUAUCAACAGUAAGCAGGACUCAUAUUUUUCUGACAUGUCAUGUAAAUUUAGCUUGAUCACACGUGUUUCAAUCAUGGUACGUCAAGCAGGAUCUUAGGCAAAUAGUGUAUUUUUUUAAAAAAACAAUUAAAACACUUAAGCCGUUAGAAACCGUAUACAGCAUGUCAAAUUGUUAAAAAAAAUUGCUAAUUUGAGAGAUACAACAACAAUAACAAGCUAUUAACAUUUGUAGACAAAGUUGGCUUAUGUUCGUCCACCUUUUUUUUUUCUUUUCCGAGCUGAGAGACUUCAGAAAACAUGACGUCAUUUCCAGUAAGGGAACAUAGUGAGCAUCGAUGCUCCCUGGUUUUUGCAGUGCAUUGUGGGAUUUUUUAGGGAUCGAAUGUUUCAGUGCACUUGAAGGAUUUUGCGAUUGAGACACAAAAUGGCCGACUCCCUGAUCAGUGUCCUGAACUACUGGACUAGGGAGCUGGUUGAGACACACCCUAAGAGAAUACUUCAAUUCAAUUACAACAAUACGAUUUGAAUUUAGAACAUGAAUAAAGUCAUUUGUUGACGCUGAUGUUUGGCAUCUCCAAACAAUCAAUCAAACAGACAAUCAAGAAUAUAGACCUACCCAUUGCAACAAAGCCCUCAUCUGUUUACAUCUGGAGUUUUCUGUGUUGAUUGUGAUUAACUGACAAUGAGAAAAAAAGACUAUGAGAGAGCUGAUUGGUCAGUUUGUUUAGUCGACUGUGUUCACCUGAUUAGCUGUAUGACUCAUUAUAAUACAAUCACGAAAAAUAAUUAAGUAUCAACUAGUUUUUAUCUCAGUUCCGAGCCAAUGGAUCGAUCAACUCGAAAACUAAAAACCAUCAUCUACCACAAAAAAAGCUUGAUUUAUUGCCACGAGAGCACACACCACUGCACUAACAGACACAAACAACAAACUGAAGUUUACCUCAGAGUGAGGAUCCAGGAUACCUAAGCACUUAUUAAGUAGUUUACAUAUUAGCCAGCAUGCUAGCUAGCAUUAGAUAUCUCAUGCAAUGAUUGUUUAUUCCAAAAUACCUUCCCCCCGCUAGUUUCAAUUUAAAAGAGAGGGAGAGAGAGAAACUUAAAGAAAUAGAUUUACUUUACAAAUAUUCAGAAGCAUUAAUAACUUUCCUCAGAUGUAAGGUGUAAUCUGAUGUAAAAUACCUAUAAGUAUUUUAAACUGUAUUGUUGUGACACAAGCUGGCUCUCUUGCUUUCUUUCUCGAUUUACUCCUUAUACUGUGGAUGAAGUGGUAGAGUGUGGAGUUAAUAAUUAUUUUCUAUUAGUGCAUCUAGAAUGAAAUCAAAACCAGACAAGGUUCCUUCAGGCAAAACUCCACAGACUCCUGCUGCUCCAACACGGGUAAACUUAGUGGUGAGAUUGUUUCACACAUUUUUAAACAGUGAUUUAUUUUACUACAGUCAUUUUCAUGACAUGAAACUACUACAAACUAGUCUAAAAAAUAUUGUGGUUUCAUGGUAUCAGUCGAUCAUUUAUCAACAGUACACAACUUGGUGUAGAACGUUAAGGAAACAUUUCUUUUUGCAUAUCCUAUACAGAAAAUAAAAUAAAAUAAAAAAAGAUUGAAUGAAAUUCCUUAAUUGUUCUUAUUUCUGAAGUAUUAAUUAAAAGGGAUACAUUUUCCCAAACUUGU
Messenger RNA from Ictalurus punctatus (channel catfish), 6639 nucleotides. RefSeq names its product zinc finger protein 420. The record is from RefSeq and is a predicted model, not a curated record. The coding region runs from base 148 to 3393 and encodes 1081 amino acids. Lineage: Eukaryota; Metazoa; Chordata; Actinopteri; Siluriformes; Ictaluridae. Gene Ontology annotation, biological process: regulation of transcription by RNA polymerase II. The transcript has 11 exons. Gene Ontology annotation, molecular function: histone methyltransferase activity; DNA-binding transcription factor activity; protein binding.